Sitophilus oryzae (rice weevil) is the source of this 1559-nucleotide messenger RNA. RefSeq lists its product as uncharacterized. The coding region runs from base 121 to 1554 and encodes 477 amino acids. Lineage: Eukaryota; Metazoa; Arthropoda; Insecta; Coleoptera; Curculionidae. The transcript is spliced from 3 exons. The record is from RefSeq and is a predicted model, not a curated record.
AAAUUCACAAAGUGGGCGACACCUACUGUCAAAUUUGAAUACUAGUAUAGAGGUGAACAACAAACAAAAAUUAGUAUUAUUUGUCGUUUUUGUAUAGUUUGGUAUAAAUUUUGAAGGAAAAUGCAGUCUGUUCAUAAAACAGUAGACACCAAAUCUAGAAAAAUAUGUUCAGUGCCUCAAUGUUCAUCAUAUUGUACAGCAGAUGUUUCAUUGCAUGCUUUUCCUAAAGAUCCUAAGCUAUGUAAAAUCUGGCAAAACAUAUUGAAAAUUGGAAAGCCGAUAACAAAAUAUAUGUUAGUUUGUAGCCUGCAUUUUACAGAAAAUGAUUUCACUAUAGCAACAAAUAAGCGACGUCGGUUAAAGAAACUAGUACUUCCUAGUCAAAAAAUCCCAAAGACGAGCCAUUCAUUAAAAAAGAAAAUAAAGUCCAGAUCGGAGCGACAUUGGCUACAAAAAUGCACAUUAAAUGUUGAUGAAAAUGUAGAAGUAGAAGAGCAUGAAAUUUCGCUAGAAGUUGAUGCUCAAUGUGUCAGUGAAGCAAAAGAACAUGCUACUCAACUUGCUAGAACUGUUGAUGAACCAAAAACCUUAAUUAGUGCUAGCACGUAUGAAGCUCAACAUUCACUUAUAUUUUAUAAAGAUGCCUCAACAGAAACAAAUUUCAGUGACUUUUUUGAAUUGCCUCAAAUUUUAAAUACAGAUGAGAAAUUGAUUAAUUUUACUGGGAUUAAUUUUGAUAUAUUAAAUACAAUUACAAAAUGUACUGAGAAAACAGCUACUUUUAACAAGUGCCUCUGGAAAGACAUCAGGACAAGACUAAUUUUGUGUCUCUGCAAAUUGAAAAUGAAUAUUUCAUUUGUAUGUUUGGCUACUUUAUUUAAAGUAAGUAAAAGUAUGUGUAGGAAUAUGUUCUACUCCACUAUAAGUCUCCUGGCCGUCAGCUUAAAACCGGGUAUAUAUUGGCCAAGUAAGGAGGAGAUCUUAAGUAAUAUGCCAAAGUGUUUCGACAAAUAUAGAGAUACCCGAGUUGUCCUUGACUGUACAGAGCUGAAAAUUCAAAAACUGAAAUGUUUAAAAUGUAGAGUCAGGACGUACUCCCAUUACAAGGGAACACAUACUAUCAAGUAUCUAAUAGGAAUAACCCCAUCGGGAUUAAUAUCCUUUAUCAGUGCUGGAUAUGGUGGUCGCACUACAGAUAAAGCAAUUUUUAAUUAUGAAAACGUUAUUGAUAAAAUUGAUAUGUAUGAUGCAGUUAUGGUUGACAAGGGUAUUUUAAUUCAAAAGGAAUGCGAGGAAAAAUUGGUGAAAUUAAUUAGGCCACCUUUUCUAAGGAAACAGAAGCAGUUUUCAAAAGAAGAUGCUGAGGCUACAGCUGAUAUUGCUCGUGCCCGAGUGCAUGUAGAAAGGGCUAUACAAAGAAUAAAAGUGUUUAAAAUCUUGAGCGAACAGUUUAAUUGGUAUUUAUUACCAUAUGUGGAUGAUAUAAUGACUGUAAUCGCAUCAGUUGUAAAUUUAUCAACACCGAUACUAGCAGACAAUAAAAUUCGUGAAUGACUUAA